AUGGUAGAAGGGGAACCGAACUCUCCAACUUGGAAGUUCACACAAUGCUUUGGUGAUAAGGGUGAUGUAGAGGACAUUACAGAAGCCGACAUUAUCUCGACCGUCGAGUUCGACCACACAGGCAACUAUCUGGCAACUGGUGACAAAGGAGGGAGAGUUGUGUUGUUUGAGAGGAACGAGACCAAAAAAACAUGCGAGUAUAAGUUUCACACCGAAUUCCAAUCUCACGAACCCGAAUUCGACUACCUCAAAUCCCUUGAAAUAGAAGAGAAGAUCAAUAAGAUAAAGUGGUGCCGGAGGCAGAAUGCUUCUCACUACCUCCUUUCAACGAACGACAAGACGAUCAAGUUAUGGAAGGUCUUCGAGAAGUCCCUAAAGGUUGUGGCGGAGAACAAUCUUUCACACGAUUUGACUCCAGGAAGUGUUGCAGGAGGAGGUGGCGUCAGACCUAUCUCCAAUGUCCAUUUCACCAGCUCUCACGAUCUCAAACUACCCCGCCUUACGCACCAUGACACUGUUGUGGCAGCAGUACCACGUCGAACAUACGCCAAUGCCCAUGCCUAUCACAUCAACAGCAUCUCGGUGAACAGUGACGGGGAGACGUUCAUUAGCAGUGACGAUUUGCGAAUAAACCUCUGGAACUUGAAUAUUCAAGACCAGAGUUUCAACAUUGUUGAUAUCAAACCUGCUAACAUGGAGGAAUUGACAGAGGUCAUUACAGCUGCAGAGUUUCACCCACAGAGCUGCAAUUGGUUCAUGUACGCAAGCUCAAAGGGCACAAUCAAGCUUGCAGAUAUGAGAGAGAGCGCUCUGUGUGAUCAACAUGCAAAACAAUUCGAACAAGAGGAAGAUCCCUCCGCUCGUUCCUUCUUCUCAGAAAUCAUUUCCUCCAUCUCCGAUGUUCGAUUCUCACACGACGGGAGAUAUAUAUUGUCACGUGAUUAUCUCACUGUUAAAAUCUGGGACGUAAACAUGGAGAGGCAGCCUGUAAAGACAAUCCCUAUUCAUGAGCACCUUAGGCCCCGGCUUUGCGACACUUACGAGAACGACAGCAUCUUUGACAAAUUCGAGGUGGUCUUUUCAGGUGAUGCCAAGAAUGUUAUGACUGGGAGCUAUAACAACAACUUCAUGAUCUACCCCUCUGACCCGGAUAAGGAAGUGGAAGUUGUGUUGCAAGCGGACAAAUCGGCAUUCAAGGCUAAGAAGGUGGGUGUGCCAACGCCUAUUAACUCGUCCACCAGCCCGACAGCCACGAACGGAGGCAAGAAGGGUGGCUCAAGAGCUGGUAGCCCCGCAGCUGGAGCGAGUGGUCAGGGUGGUAGAAUGAGAAAAGAGACCGAUGCGGACCAGAUCGAUUUCAACAAGAAGAUUCUGCAUAUGAGCUGGCAUCCAUUUGAAGACAGCAUUGCUAUUGCGGCGACGAACAACGUGAGUGUGAAGGCCAAGCUCUCCUGA
This is a messenger RNA of Hyaloscypha bicolor E, 1455 nucleotides long. Its product is annotated as protein phosphatase 2A regulatory subunit PR55. The transcript is spliced from 5 exons. The record is from RefSeq and is a predicted model, not a curated record. Gene Ontology annotation, biological process: peptidyl-serine dephosphorylation. Gene Ontology annotation, cellular component: cytosol; protein phosphatase type 2A complex. NCBI's taxonomy places the organism in Eukaryota, Fungi, Ascomycota, Leotiomycetes, Helotiales, Hyaloscyphaceae. Bases 1 to 1455 code for a protein of 484 amino acids. Gene Ontology annotation, molecular function: protein binding; protein phosphatase regulator activity.